AUUUAUGUUUUAUUGUUUUAAAUAAUAUAAAAUGAGAAAAGCAGGAGCCGAUCCUAAAGUUAAGAAAACUUUAUUGCGCAAUUAUGAACAAAAAGUUCGAAUACAAUCAAAUACUGUAGAAUGCGAUGCGGGUCCUUCUAAAUCAGAUAAACAGCAAACAAAAUACGAUUAUCACAAAGACUCCAAUCUUGACCGACCUUCGCUUUGCACGAGCGAAGCAAUAGCUAACUAUAUAACAGAUGUUCGCAAAUGUGAACCACUUCUUUCUCCUGAAGAUUUAAAUAUUAAUCAAGCUGAUAUUAAUGCUAAGAUUACAAAGAAGCUUAAUUUUCAUUUUAACGAUAAAAUAUAUAAGAACUUAGUCGAGUUAAACGGUCACAUUGCUGAUACAAAAAGUAAACAUAACAAGAAGGCAAUUAAAAAUGUUACUUCUAUGAAAAAGGACCUCGAGCCCAGUAUAGAAGACUUUUGUCAUGACGAAAAAGAAAAUGAUAUCUGUCCAGACUUUCCUGUUUUAAAGUACAAUUAUAAACCAAUACAAAAAUUACAAGACGGAAAUUUACAUAUAAUUAUUGCUUCAUUUGAAAACCUAUGACAACCUUUUAGUAUGUUUUUUUCUUAAGUUUAAAUAAAAUUUUAUAUAUUUCAUAAACAA
Molecule: messenger RNA, 655 nt
Organism: Melitaea cinxia (Glanville fritillary)
Lineage: Eukaryota; Metazoa; Arthropoda; Insecta; Lepidoptera; Nymphalidae
Exons: 2
Coding region: 32-595 (187 amino acids)
Source: RefSeq, a predicted model, not a curated record